Molecule: messenger RNA, 1151 nt
Organism: Linum trigynum
Lineage: Eukaryota; Viridiplantae; Streptophyta; Magnoliopsida; Malpighiales; Linaceae
Source: the annotation of a GenBank genome assembly
CAUACUCUUACACCAGUUGAUGUUCUGGACUCUUCAGCAGGAGCACAGAAAGAAUACAUCUCGCUGGAAUGCCAACUAGCAAUCAUUCAAUCAACUACAUUCUUAACCCCAGGAGUUCAACUACUCAGUUAAGCAAACUCAGUAACUCGAAUCUCGAUAAGAAGCAACAUAACACGGGAAAAUCUCAAUGCAGCUAUACUGAUUCUGCUACUCAAAGUGUAAUAGAAGAAACUGUACAUGAUAAUGGAUCCAAACAUCAGAAUGGGUUCACACUUGAUAGGCAAUUCGAAUUUCGAAACAUGAGAAACCAAAGCAAAUACAACACAACAACCCAAUAUGUAACUCUAUUCCUACUUGAAAACCCACGGAGGGCAAAGGGAUCAGUGGGUCGGUCGCCGCCUUGGUGGAGGUCCGACGGGAUCAGUGAUUCGAGAUUGAAUCCAAAAGAGACCGACCAAGAUUCAAGGAUAUGAAGAGGGAGGGAGAGAGUACCAGAACGGCGGUGUGACCCGGGAUGCAGAGGCCGGCGGAGGUGCGAAUCUAGAUGUUAGGUCAGGGAAAGAGACUGGGGAUGGCGGUGGAAGAACAGAGUAAAGAGUUGGGUGAUUGCAAAUCUAGGUUGAAGGAGAAGGAGGAGAUUCUGGAACACUACAAGAGGCUUUUGGAGGAGAGCAAAGAUGCGAUGAAGGAGAAGGAGUCGGCGAUGAAUCGAUUGAAGGAGGUGAUCGAGGACAGGGAUGGAGAGAUUCGGCGAUUGAAGUUGAGGUUAAAAGAGGCGGGUGGUAGUGGCGGCAAUGGAAUUGGUACAACCGGAGGUGACGAAGAAUUGAAAGCGAUUAGGGAUCGUUUGGUCGCUAAAGAGAAACAGGUGGAUGAUUUCAAGGCGGCUGUCAAAUGCUUUUUCAGGACUGGCGGAUCUGGCGGGGACUGGCCGACUGGGUGAGGAAGAAGAAUCGCCGCCGGGAGGAUUGCAGUUUGCGGUGAGGAAGAAAAAUCUCUGCAAAUCUACUCGAGCGUUGGUGGUGGACUGGUGGGCGACCUUCAGUAAGAAUUACCGGUUUGCGGUUUUGAACCGUGUGGUUUCAGUCAAACCAAACCGCGAACCACGAACAACUAAAUGGUUAGUCCGCAAAUGAAACCGAUAGUUAACG